Molecule: messenger RNA, 1371 nt
Organism: Penicillium samsonianum
Lineage: Eukaryota; Fungi; Ascomycota; Eurotiomycetes; Eurotiales; Aspergillaceae
Exons: 1
Coding region: 1-1371 (456 amino acids)
Source: RefSeq, a predicted model, not a curated record
AUGGCUAGUUGUCUCAAUACACCGGUGCGUCGAAUUGGGGAAAGCCGCGAGGCUGGGCAUAGGGGAAAAGACAUUGAGAGCCAGUGCGAUGACCUGACUCAGUGCCUAUAUGAGCUAGCCAAACUGCAAGACUCGAUUCGGAUGAGCUUGGCUAUCAGGAACAAGGGCCCUGAAGCUGAUCUUCACGAAUGGAUAAAGAAGCACAACGAGAGUUUCUCUGCAGAAGACAGUCUUUCAUCGACAACCGCGGACAGGGCUUCGCAUAGCUCUAGUGACGAGCAGUGCUCGGGGUGCCAAGAAUGGUUUCCGGCAUAUGUACUAUCUUUUCACAAAGAGAACUGCAAAGAUACUCAGACAAAGUAUGGCUCGUCUGGAACCCUCUCAACUGAGGGAAUAUAUCGGAACUUGGAAGAGGCCUCGAAAGAUGAGCUGCAUAUCCCAACAGAGGCAUUAUCCUCCAUGCCACCAGUUGGCAACUCUAUGUUGAUGAUCCCGGAUUCGCAUGCGGCGGCCACUGGUUCAGAACCGCAGGGAGAUGUGGGAAAUGACCAUGAAAUGUCUGCGAAAGACGACUCUUUUCAAAUUCCAGCAGAGGCAUCAUCAUCCGAGGCAACAGCAAAAAGGUCCUUCAGCAACACUUCCGCGUUCUUUCGUCUGGCAGCUCGUGCAAGAGAGGAGAGAAAGACGGGAAAAUCCCCUGCUAUACCAGGGGACAACGAACCCGUUGAGUCGCGACCACAUCCUCAGAAAUCGCCUUUCCAAGAGUGUCCUCUAGAAGAACUUUCUAAUUAUGAAACGUUCCAAGCAGCAACCGCGGGCCUUCGCAAAAAGCUUAUUUCCCAGGAGCGACGACAAAGAACUCAGUAUCAGAUAUUCAGUGUUGCGUUUAACUUGCUUUCAAUUACGCAAGUCUUGAUAGGGGCCACUAUUACUGCCCUAGGUCCAUCAGGAGGUGAGCACAUAUUGGCAAUCACAAUUCUAGGGGCCUUUAUCACCUCAAUCGCCGGGCUACUAGCUCUGCUCAGGGGGAGAGGGCUUUCGCAGCGGCUUAGGGGAAACAUGACCGAAAUAGCAAAAGUCUUAGCCCACAUUGAAGAGCAGACGAUCCUAUUGAGAUACGGCAACAGGAAAGAUUCAAAUGAUAAAAUUGAUGAUCUGAUCGAAGAUACGCUAAAGCGAUAUGCUAUUGCGGAGGACAUCAUCAAAAGAAACCAGCCAGAUAUAUAUGCGGUUGGAAAUGUGUCCCAAACCCCUUCAAACGCUACAGAGACGGAAUGCACUUUGAGUCAAAAGUUAAAAAGAAGCACGACAAGGGGAAAGAGACGUGCAGCAGAUGAAGAAAUGGGAACUGAUGAUCUGAUCCACCUAUAA